AUGUCAUCAUCUUCACCGAAUCCAAACCUACCAGUCGGAUCUAAGAACAAUCUCAAUCUUCACCGUAUACAAUUAUUGCCCACGUCCUGUAAACCUACAAGAAUGGAUACCGGCCUUCAGGAAUGUGAAGUGGAAAAAACCGAAGGCUCAUUGAGGCAGAGGUUAUGGAACUCCAAUCAACGUGCUAAGCGUGUUCUGAGUCGAAUUUUUCCCAAGUCUUCAACUCUCUCUAUCCCUAAAAAAUCUUCAAGUUUAUCUGUGAAUGUGGUCGAUGAUAACAUCAAUGAACUCGGCUCGCCACCCGAUUACGAGGAUAUCGAUCAUGAUGUCUGUGGACAGUCUUCACUUGUCCCAGCGCCGAUCCAUCUAACAGAUGAUUAUGUGAGUGGGGGGCUCAAUUGUAGUGCAUCUCCAUGUUUGAUCGGUCUCAGAAACAUUCCCAGCGGCACGUCAAGAAUUGAACAUCGUCAUAGUGUCUCACAUUGUGACCGCAGACAUGUCUCAUCUUCGCCACUUCGUAGGCCUGCGACUCCCUCCGUGCAUUCAACAAGACAAGAAACUACUCAGAAAACCUCAUCACGUUCGGGAUCGACCUCUCAUCCUAUCUCUGCCAGCCGGCGCGCUCGCCAAGCUCGUCGAGAUUUACAGGCAGCCAAAAAGUCUCUACCCGUUCUCACUCAAAAGUUUCCGAUCCCUACUCUUGAUAUGUUAAAAACUAAAAAGAUCAACAGACGUGGGAUGAUGAAAACGAUGGCUUUCAAUUUCAUUCACGUGCUUAUAAUCUAA
Molecule: messenger RNA, 786 nt
Organism: Melampsora larici-populina 98AG31
Lineage: Eukaryota; Fungi; Basidiomycota; Pucciniomycetes; Pucciniales; Melampsoraceae
Exons: 3
Coding region: 1-786 (261 amino acids)
Source: RefSeq, a predicted model, not a curated record